UCCAUGCAUAAAAAUGGAUAAACUGGAGAGAACCUGCGAGACCCAGUGAAAAAACAAAUAAUUUCAUUGGUUAUCCCUGAGAUUUUCGUGGAUUUGAGGACUUGGGGUGCAUCGAGGUGUUCCAGAAAAUGUGGAAAACUGAAUUCUACGAUGCUGAGGAGGAGGAAUCGGUGAGAGUCUAUUCAAAACUCCAAGAGGCAGCCCACGACAAUGAAGGUGUUGAAACAGUGACAUCAAGGGAACAGGAGAAGGUGGAGGAGAAUAUCCUUAAACUGUACAAUCUGAAGCGAGAGCCCUUGCUGACGAAAAAUCGACACAUUGGAUUUUUAAAGAGAUCGCUGAUCAAUAUGUCAGCAGCUUAUGAAUGCUUGGACAGCAGUAGACCCUGGUUAUGCUACUGGAGUCUGCAUGCCCUGCAGAUUCUGGGGGAGAGACUGGAGGACGACGAGUACCACAAGAUUGUUCAAUUUUUAUCAAAAUGCCGGGAUCUAGAGGGAGGUUUUGGCGGUGGCCCUGGACAAUAUCCUCACUUGGCAUCUACUUAUGCUGCUGUAUCAGCACUUUGUAUCGUUGAAACUCGAGAAGCCUACGAGGCGAUUGAUCGAGAAUCGCUGUACAGAUUCCUGAAGUCUGUAAAAUGUGAAGACGGUAGUUUCAGUAUGCACAGAGACGGCGAGGUCGACAUAAGAGGUGUUUACUGUGCAAUAGCAGUGGCUAAACUCGCGAAUAUUUACACCCAAUCUCUCUUCGAAAAUACAGAUCAGUGGAUAGCACGAUGUCAAACAUGGGAGGGUGGUUUUGGGGGAUGUCCAGGGAUGGAAGCCCACGGAGGAUACACGUACUGUGGUUUAGCAUCUCUCGUACUUAUGGGGAAAACACACAUGUGCCAUCUCCCCUCGCUCUUGCGAUGGCUAGUCAAUAAACAAAUGAAGCUGGAGGGCGGCUUCCAAGGAAGGACCAAUAAAUUAGUCGACGGUUGCUAUUCCUUCUGGCAAGGUGCCUCAUUCCCCCUGAUCCAUGCAAUCCUCUCCAAUGAGGCUAAUCUACCAAAUACCAAUUACUGGCUGUUUGAUCAAGCAGCUUUACAAGAGUACUUACUCAUCUGCUGUCAGCAUCCCUAUGGCGGACUCUUGGACAAGCCCGAAAAAAAUCGUGACAUCUACCACACAUGUUACGGUUUGAGCGGCCUCUCCAUAGCCCAGAAUUCCCCAACACCUCUGAUCGUCGGCCGAAAGCACCAAAACUCAGUGGAAAUAAUCCAUCCACUUUACAACCUAGUGCUCUCCUCCGUGGCAAAUGCCCUGGGAUACUUCAACAAAUUACCACUGCCCGAUUGAUCCCCAAACUGUCCAUCAUCAUCUAGAAAAUCCCGAGGAAGGACCAACCGAUGUUCGAGCGAUACUCAAAAGUUUCAUAAAUUUUUUAUAACUCAAUAAAGUCACUGUUAGAUAAAUGUUGAUAUUCUGUUGACUCAUGUGGUCACUAAAUAUAAUAAUUGAAAUGUUGAGCGCUUCA
This is a messenger RNA of Fopius arisanus, 1515 nucleotides long. RefSeq names its product Farnesyl transferase beta subunit (gene Fntb). Lineage: Eukaryota; Metazoa; Arthropoda; Insecta; Hymenoptera; Braconidae. Gene Ontology annotation, cellular component: protein farnesyltransferase complex. The transcript has 6 exons. The coding region runs from base 129 to 1337 and encodes 402 amino acids. The record is from RefSeq and is a predicted model, not a curated record. Gene Ontology annotation, biological process: protein farnesylation. Gene Ontology annotation, molecular function: protein farnesyltransferase activity.